AUGUCCAAUGAUGCCAACCGUUUCGAUGAGUUUGCAUUCUGGUGUCACUCCAUACUAGUGGCACCCCUACAGUUAGCCCUGGUAAUCUACAUCCUAUGGGGGCACCUGGAGUACGCGUGUUUAGCCGGCGUCGCCGUCCUAUUGCUGUUCAUACCAUUCCAGGGACUGAUGGGCCGUAUGUUUCAGAGUAUACGCCGAAAAACGGCUCAAUUGACGGAUAAUAGGAUACGACUGAUGAAUGAGAUCAUCGCCGGUAUGCGAGUCAUUAAGAUGUAUACCUGGGAGCAGCCAUUCGCGCAGUUAGUCUCCACGGCCCGCAAGAAAGAGAUCCAACGGAUAAGACAAUCGAGUUUUCUGAAGGGCAUAAACCUGUCGUUUUACUUCAUGGCCGUCCGGAUCAUAGGGUUUGCCUGCUUUGUGACACUUGUGCUGAUGGGACGGGAGCUGACGUCGGAGCGGGUGUUCGUGUCGAUUGCCUUCUUCAAUAUCAUGAGGAUAACGAUCACCAAACAGUUCCCCAAUUGUAUCGCCGCCACCGCCGAGCUCCGGGUGGUUAUGCAUAGGAUUCAGACUUUUUUACUGCUCGAUGAGAUGGUAGCCAGCGAUGAGUUAAAUGCAAAUAAAUUUGAUGAUAAUGUGGAAAGGGAUGAGAAAAUUAUUACGGGAAAUAUUUGCGCAGAAAAGGGUGUUUUCAUUGAUAACCUAACCGUCCGCUGGAAUAAUGAAUCAAUAGAGCCGACCCUUACAGACAUUACUGUAAGCGUAAAAUCUGGCGAACUGUUAGCCGUUAUCGGAACGGUAGGUUGUGGAAAGAGCUCGCUAUUGAUGUCAAUACUGAAUGAGUUGAGUCCGGAGUCCGGUUCCCUCGGCGUGAGGGGUCGGGUGUCGUACGCCCCGCAGGAGUCGUGGGCUUUCAUGUCGACCGUCAGAGAGAAUAUUCUGUUCGGUUCGCCAUAUGAUCAACAAAAGUACGACAAAGUGGUGAAAGUGUGUGCACUGGACAGGGAUUUCAAGCUAUUUCCUUAUGGGGACAAAACACUGGUUGGGGAGCGCGGGGUAUCCCUCAGUGGGGGACAGAGGGCUCGCAUUACGUUGGCGCGUGCCGUGUAUCACGAGGCGGACAUCUACUUAUUGGACGACCCCUUGUCGGCAGUGGACGCACAGGUGGCUAAACAUCUAUUUCAAAAGUGUAUUGUGGAUCACUUGAGAUCAAAAGCCCGUAUUCUAGUGACACAUCAGAUCCAGUUCCUCAAAGAGGCCCAUAAGAUACUGGUGCUCAAUGAAGGCAAGUGUAUAGCACUGGGCAGUUAUGAGGAGCUCAAGAAGUCGGGAUUUGACUUCUUGUCAUACAUUAAGCCCAUAGAAGGAAUGCCGUCAAAGGACGGCUUAAACUUGAAUCUCAACUAUACUGCCGGUGCGCUGGCGAUGCCAUCCAUACCCAGUAGUAUCGGUGACGCCUCGGAGAUGGCCAGUAGUGAAGGGGUGGUAGACGUGUUGGAAGCCAUUGAAGUAGAGAAGGAAAUGGAGAUCAAGAAAGAGACUAAAAAGACGGGUUCAGUGGAAAGACGUGUGUAUUGGGAUUACACGAAAGCAGGCGCCGGACCACUACUUUUCAUAUUCACGAUAUCCGUGACUGUAUUAUCACAAGUAUUAUACCAGUCUAGCGACCUAUGGCUAACCCAGUGGACAAACUCCGAGAGCACUGGCGAUACGGUGGACAGGGAUUACAACAUAAUAGUGUACUCGUGCCUAAUCGGAGCCCUAAUACUAUCGGUGUUCAUAAACACUGUCACACAUUACACACUAUGCAUGCGAUCGUCGGUUAAACUAUACGACAGUAUAUUCUACUCGCUAUUGAGAGCACCCAUACACCUGUUCGAGAGCGCGCCCAUAGGUCAAAUACUUAAUCGCUUCACGAAAGACACCGGUAUUGUGGACGAGCUCCUACCGUCCAAUGCGUUUGAUUUCAUAAUAUCCAUAUCCCUGGUAAUCGGGAACCUAAUAGUGAACGCAAUCGUCAACUGGAUUCUCGUAUUUCCGGCAAUCGUUUUGCUAUUAUUGGUAUUCUUAAGUCGAGUUCUCUACAUCCGGGCGGCCAGGGAUAUCAAACGCAUGGAGGGGCUCUCCCGUAGUCCAGUCUACUCGCACGUCAGCACAACACUGACGGGUCUGUCGACUAUACGAUCAUUUGGUGUCCAAAACCUGUUUGAGCGCCAGUUUGGUCGCCACCAGAACGACAACACCUCCACAUUCUUCUUAUACAUCUGUACCUCCCGGGGCUUCGGUGUGUUAAUGGACUGGAUUUGUGUGCUGUAUAUCACGGCAGUCGUGGCCUUUGUUAUGCUAUAUCCCGAAGGACUUCCGGGAGGGAGUGCCGGACUUAUCAUAUCCUCCGCCCUAACCCUAACGACGACCACUCAGUACGCCAUCAAAUGCUCGGCAGAUCUCGAGUCCUAUAUGACUGCCGUCGAG
Molecule: messenger RNA, 2472 nt
Organism: Oppiella nova
Lineage: Eukaryota; Metazoa; Arthropoda; Arachnida; Sarcoptiformes; Oppiidae
Source: the annotation of a GenBank genome assembly